UGCAGGGACAGCAUUGCUUAAUAUUAGCAAACGGCGAAUCGGCGAUCAUGUAAGGGCGAGAGGAGAUUUGGACCGGAGCUCGUCUACCUUAUAGGGAAAAAAUGGUGAAAAUCUGACUGGUUGCGCCAUCGGGCACGAAUUAACAGCGAGGCCAAGUUGCAGGAUCCUGCUAGGCAUGUUGUUUCCCUUUUACACAGUGCUCUAGCUAAUAACUCUAGUUCAAUAUCUCCGAUUGAUGAAGGGCAGGUUCAGUGAGAGCUGGUCAAGAGAUACAGCUGCUGGCAACACACAAACUCCAUGUAAUCCAGGUCGUGGAGUUCUAAAAAGUGCUCUUUCACAGAAAAGUUGCUCCAAAAGAUGUGAUCCACAGAAGAAAGGAUUUGGAAUGAGGACAAAAGGUUGGGACUCCAAGGAUGACAGACUUAGUGCAACAGAAAGAGACCUAAGAGUAGUCAAGAACUUAUUGAAGAGCUAAUUCAAGAACGUGUACAUUGUGACUUAGAAGGAGAAUGUGUGAUGAUCCUUCCUCAGCCCCUACCAAACCCAGCUUAUCCGAGAUGAGUGGUCCUCUGUGGUGCCCGACCACUGUACCUGCCUGCUCUUGGCAGUGCUUGGUGACGUGAGCAGAUUGCUCCAUCCUGGCAGCCACGGGAGCGUGGAAUGGCCUCUUUGGACCUCCCGUACCGCUGUCCUCGCUGUGGGGAACACAAGCGCUUUCGAAGCCUGUCCUCUCUGCGUGCCCAUCUGGAGUACAAUCACACCUACGAGACCUUGUAUGUGCUUUCCAAAUCCAACAGCGUUUGCGAUGCCGCUGCACUACUCCCCAUAGUGGCCGACGGUGCUCUCGCUGCUGAAUCUCGUUUUCCAUACCGUGAGCUUCCCUGCUCUGGUGAAGAGCUAGGCCUUGCUCCCUCCUCUACUGCUCGCUACUUGCCCAAUGUGGAGUUUCCCCUUGGCGAGAUCCUAGUGAAGACAGCCAUGAGCACCGGUGAUGCCUUGACCGCCACUGGGAACAAUGCUGUCGCAGUGGCUGCUAAUGUGGCCGCCAGCACGAUGGAAGCGGCUUAUGAGGAGGGCCUGGCUAGGUUAAAAGCUCGAGCUUUUGAGAGGCUAGAGCUGGAUGAGAGGCUGGAGAAGCUGUCGCAGGAGGUGGAGCAAAAGAUAGCAUCACGCGUCGGCCGUCUGCAGGCAGAGCUGGAGAGGAAGAGCUCAGAGCUGGAAAAGGCCAAGCUGGAAAGUGAAAGGCUUUGUCAGGAGAAACAAGACUUAGAGAACAAGGCCACCGAGCUUUCACGGCAGGUGGAUGUUUCUGUGGAGAUGCUAGCCAACCUCAAGCAGGAUCUGGUUAACAAGGAACAAGAGCUGUCACAGAAACAACAAGAGGUGGCCCAGAUUGACCAGUUCCUGCAGGAAACAGCUGUACGUGAAGCCAAUGCAAAAAUGCGUCUUCAGCAGUUCAUUGAGGAGCUGUUGGACCGGGCCGACCGCGCUGAAAAACAGCUCCAGAUCAUUAGCAGCUGUGCCACUACCCCGAACGGCAGUCUGGGACACUGCAGUCUUCAGGGAUCCAAACCCAAUGGUCGACAGAGAAAUUCCAUUGUCUCUGGGGUAUCGAGGGGAAUGUACCAAGUGUCUGAUAGACGUUCCUCGCCAAGCACUGCAGCAUCAAGACGAGUAAAGUCUGUGUCUCAAGGUUCAGGAGGUUAUGACAGUGACAAUGUGGACCUCCACGCUCUGGAGGACUGUCCUGAUGCUCAGUACUACCACGUCCAGUGCCGACUUGGGGUGGGAGGUGGAGGAGGUUACGAAAGAGCAGCUGCUUCCCAGAGCUGGGGUCUCCGCAAACAGGCCAUCCAGAACUGGCAGCGCCGGCCAUACCGGAACAGCACGGAGGGAGAGGAGGGCGACGUAUCUGAUGUGGGCUCCCGCACCACAGAAUCCGAGGCAGACUUGUGGGAGCAAGACAAGCGAGCAGACUGCCAGCAGCACGGGGGAAGCCUUGGAGGAUACAGACUAGCUACAGGUCAUUCUGAAAGGGGAUACAAGCCUUGCCGCCAUGAGAAAAGUCCCUCUAAAGUCAAUGAGGUGAUUAGUCCUGAGGUGCUAAAGAUACGAGCCGCUCUGUUCUGCAUCUUCACCUACCUAGACACUAAGACACUCCUGUGGGCAGCCGAGGUGUGCCGGGAUUGGAAGUUUGUGGCUCGUCAUCCAGCAGUGUGGACCAGAGUGCUGCUGGAGAACGCUCGCAUCUCUUCAAAGUUCUUGUGCAUUCUGUCUCAGUGGUGCACACAGACCCAUUCCCUCAUCCUGCAGAAUCUCAAACCCAGACAGAGAGGCAAAAAAGAAACAAAGGAGGAAUAUCUGAAGAGCACACGUGGGAGUCUGGAGGAAGGUCUGGAGGCCUUGCUGAAAGCCACUGGAAGUAAUCUGCUCAUCCUGAAAGUAUCUCAUUGUCCUAAUCUAUUGACUGAUCGCUCUUUGUGGUUGGCGAGCUGUUAUUGCCGGGCACUACAGGCUGUCACAUACAGAAGUGCAACUGACCCUGUGGGACAGGAGGUUAUCUGGGCAUUGGGAGCUGGUUGCAGAGACAUCAUUUCACUACAGGUGGCGCCAUUACAUCCAUGUCAGCAGCCAGCGCGCUUCAGUAACAGAUGCUUGCAGACCAUUGGCAGAUGCUGGCCACACCUCCGAGCUUUGGGUGUGGGCGGGGCUGGCUGUGGCAUACAGGGAUUGGCCUCUUUGGCAAGGAACUGCAUGAGGCUGCAGGUGCUGGAACUGGACCACGUCAGUGAGAUAAAUCAGGAGGUGGCUGCUGAGAUGUGCAGAGAAGGUCUGAAGGGUCUGGAGAUGCUGGUUCUUACCUCCACUCCAGUAACUCCUAAAGCUUUGCUCCACUUUAACAGUGUGUGUCGUAACCUAAAGUCGAUUGUAGUGCAGAUCGGUAUAGAAGAUUACUUUGAAGACCCCAACAGUCCUGAGGCCAGAAAACUCUUUGAUGAAAUGGUGAACAAGUUGCAGGCAUUGAAGAAGAGGCCUGGUUUCUCCAAAAUCCUCCAUGUGAAGGCUGAUGGCUUGUGUUAAUGCUGUUGUACUGAGGCCAGGGCCACAUGAAGAUUCACUAAAUAUGAUCGAGUUAUUCUGUCCUCAAUGAAAUGAGGAAGAAUCAAACACUUCAGUUUGAACUCUAAACACCAUUCUACCAUAUCAAGUUGGGAGCACAUCUGUUAGCGCUUCAAGCAUCAACAAUCUCUACAAGAAGGAAUGAACACUUGUUCCAGUUAAACAAACACUCAGAAAUACAGUCAAACCUAAUUCAAAGCAGAAUACAGAGGCUUUUUCUCCUAAAUGCCAAAUUGUAAUUACAUCCCAGAAAACAUAUCUCUCUUCAUAGCACAGAACUGCAGGUGGGAGCAGUCUCAUAUUCCAGAUUGGUGGACAGGUUUACCACCUGCAACUUAAAAUCAACAUUCAAAUCCAAAUAGCACAAAUUAAAAUGCACAUUUGAGGCAGGGUUAAGUUAAUAAGAUGUGUUCGCAAAUGUGAGUGUGUGUAUUUGUGUGAUCAACAUAAUUGUUUCGCUAAUAUUCAGCAACAGCUGCAAAGAGACAGAUUUAUUCAUUACUUGGCACUUAAGAGCAUUACGCUUUAAACUUGAUGCACCGUUCAGCCAUAUCGUACUAGGACCACCUCAGUAUAACAUAAUCACCAGCUUCAGACAUGGCUUACUGAGACCCUUAUUUAGGGAUGCUGUGUCUCCAUAGAAACUUCUAUUACUCGCAGCUAACUUGUGCUCAUAAGUGGGAGUUCAAACAGAAGGAAGAAGUCAAUAAACACAAGAACUUCUCCUCUGGCAAUUUGUUCUCACAUCAGCUUCUUUGCCUCAUUCAUGCCAGACCCUCUAGCCGUUUAGUCAUACUUCCGAGACCAGAGUAACUCUGGCAAAGUGUUGUGGCUCUGAUUUCUGUUCGAUCUCUUGUUCUGUAAUGGGGUUCCAGAUUCGCAAUGCCUUGUCCAAAAUGUACCAUCCUACUUGUUUUUUAUUUUAUUUCAAGGUUGUUCAUUUUGGUUUUUCCCAAUGUGCCAUUAGCCAAUAAAUGGAAUUUCAAAAGGUAAUUAAGUCAUAUCACACCAGGUGUGAACUUAUCAAAAGGUAACAUAAGAGCAAAUUUGUGUAGUGGGGGAAUGGGACAAAUCGACAUUCAGAUGUCAUGGUGCUGUCAUUCCAGUGUACUUUCACCUCAGAUAUGUAUGUCUCCAUCUCUGUAUCACUGACCGUUCAAACCAUGAUGAUGAACCCAUAUCUUAUAUUGUUUUCUAUGGAACACAGGCUGGUGCUACUGAGCAGAUCAAAGAAGAUUAAUACCGCUUCCCCUGAUCUGCUUCAGUUAAUAGGAUACAUUCAAAGGGGCUAUUCACACCGAGGGCAGUUUUGCAUCCAUCUGCACUGUUUAUCAAUUAUUUUUCUAUGUAAACAUGCGCUAGAUGGGCGUCUUUGACAGUUGUGCGGCAUCUCGCAGUUUUAGCAGCAUCUCGUGCAGGAGUGCAACAUUUUUUUGAUGCUAUGAAAAGAUAAAAAAUGUGUCUUAAGACACUUGCAUUCUAUUCUGUUCUAUUCGUUGUGCUGCAUCUAGCUUUGUUUAGCGCAAGAAUGCGUUCGGUCUUAGUGGCUCAUAAGUGUUUUAAAUGUAGAUACGGAGAUUUGGACAAUUUUGAGCAUGAGUUCUGAAUGUAGUCACUGCACUAAACAGUAGGAAGGCAUUACAUACUGUAUGCAUCUUUGAAGGGACAAAUAUAUUUACAGGUAUUAUAUUGCUUUUUUUCAGACCCUGCAAGAACUUCACUUCUGAUGUCUCUGGGCUAGAUUUUGGUAUUGGUUUCUGUAAAUAGACUUUUAGUUGUCUUAACUAGGAAAGAAGUUAUAAUAAUAGCCAUGACAGGCCAGUUUAGCCACAUCAAACUACAAAAUCAAAAGGUCUAGAUAGAAAAUUAUUCUGCACUGCUGAGAUUAAAUUCCUUUUCCUGGCCUUGCUCUCUGUCAGCAUUGUGAAGUUAAAUAGUUCUGUUCAGUAAAUCUCUGCUGUUUUCAAAGGGAAAAGGUUAGGUGUCAACCAAGAUAGAAUUCCAAAAUUUAAGACUGAUUCUGAGAGCUGAUAUUUGUAUUCUAUGGACGAUAAGUGAUAUGAUGUUAAACAGCCUGAUAUAAUACAGCUCCAAUCCAGAAGUAAAAUCAGAUAUUCUAACAUUUUAAUGUACAAUAGAAAAGACAGAAAAGAGUAUAGUACUUUUGAAACCUGUCAAUAGAAAGAGUUUACUGUUUGAAUUAGGGGAAAAAAGCACUGAUAUUAUCUGCUUUAAUACUGGCCGAUGUAACACACUCUCACGGCGAAAUCGUCAGGAUUCGUACAACUUUUCUAAAUUUGGCUAAUUCGUAUGAUAUCGUGCGACUGCACUCGUUUAAAUUCCUACGACUUUCACUACAGCCAGUGACAUCGCUGGACAUUGUUUCCAUCAAUUACUUGCUUCUGUCACACACAACAGCUUCCUAUCAUGUUUACAUACAUUACUGAUUGAUUAGGUUUAGAUAAGGGGUUUGGGUAAGGGCAUAAUAUUAACAAGUAUGUCCUUAAUCCCUCGUGCGUGGAACUCACGCUUACUUCCGCAUUAGACAUCCGGGAAUUUGCACGUGAUGAAGUCGUACGAGUUUAUGUGAACAACAUCGUGCGAUACCAAUACGAAAUAACCAACUCGUAAAUUAUGUAAAACUUUUCAUGAGAUCGGGUUAAUGAACAUCCUGUACUUUUACAGAAUUCAUUAAUUUUGGUUAAUGUCAAUUUCAAAAAUGUUUUACAAUAAAAGUUUUUGUUAACAUAGUUAAUGUGUUUUGAACUGACUUGAACUAACAAUGCCUAUAUUUAUAAAUUAACACAGAGAUACUAUAAGAUGCCAUGCUGAUACAAUAAGACUGAUUCAAGUGAUGUUCUCUGCCGCUCUCUUUGCUCUCAGUGCUGUACCAUUUACCCAUCAGGCAUUGCUGCUCCCUUUGGCCUGCCUCCGUGCUUAAAUAACACUUACUGUCCAAGCGGUCUACUUUAAGUGCUUUAGUCAAGGUGAGCACUCCCAUGGUGCAACGUUCUACUUUUUUUAUUUACGCUCUACAAUUAUUAUUAUUAUUUUCUAUUUAUUUAUUUAUUUAUUUUGUGAAACUGGUUCAACGACUUGGUGUUGUUCCCUGAAAUUCACAACACUUAAAUAGAGGCAAUGUAGACCAGAAUGGAAUACAACAUCAACUAAGACCACCACCAAGUGGAAAGUUGCAGAACUAGUGCGACCUAUUCACAAUCCAACAUAAUAACUUUUUGAGUGUUCUGGCACUCUUGUCUUCUGAAGACUUUAAAAUCUGUAUGUAUAUGUUGUUUCUAUAGGAAAGGAAUUAUAAAACCGGUGUAAAUAUUUGAAAUGUAACAAAGAAAGAGAUAAUCGGUGUUUUCAAGGGUAUCGAAUCACAAAAGAUUUCUUGUGCCCAUAUUGAGCAGACAUGACUUUAAAAGUAUUGAGUUUGCAGUAUGCUGUGUAUGAUAGACGCUUUAUAUUGAAUGUGUAUCAGAGUCCUAUAGAGAUGGAAAUAAUUUAAAAAGAGAGUACAGUUUAUUUCAACUAUUUAUUUCUAUAAAAAGAGAUGUCUAUGAUGAUGGCAUG
This is a messenger RNA of Myxocyprinus asiaticus (Chinese sucker), 6696 nucleotides long. RefSeq names its product F-box only protein 41-like. The record is from RefSeq and is a predicted model, not a curated record. The coding region runs from base 661 to 3081 and encodes 806 amino acids. Gene Ontology annotation, molecular function: protein binding. Lineage: Eukaryota; Metazoa; Chordata; Actinopteri; Cypriniformes; Catostomidae. The transcript is spliced from 16 exons.